AUGUCACCAAAGAUCUAUCCAGUAUAUCCGUCUGCCCUCCGAUCCAUCCGCAACCUCGCUCCCCUCCUGGACCGCGUGCUUGUCCAGCGCGUCAAGGCCGAGGCCAAGACCGCCAGCGGCCUCUACCUGCCCGAGUCGAGCGUCGAGAAGCUCAACGAGGCCAAGGUCCUCGCCGUCGGACCCGGUGGUCUGGACCGCGAUGGCAAGCGCAUCCCCAUGGGCGUGGCUGUUGGUGACCGUGUUCUGCUUCCUGCGUUUGGUGGCGCGGCUGUCAAGGCCGGUGAGGAGGAAUACCAGCUGUUCCGUGACAGCGAAAUUCUCGCCAAGAUCAACGAGUAAAACAAAGACGAAGAAAAGGCAAAAAGCAAUAAUACCCGACGUCAUGACGAGUGUACUAUACUGUGUACCAUACGAAUGAAAAGGAAAUUAUAAAAAAGACAAAUGAACAAUUCCAAAAACCUAAACUCUUUACAUUACAAAAUUUUAAGGAUAUGGCGACUUCAUGUACUCUAAGGCGGAGGUUUCCCUUGGAGAGGGGAAGAUAGGGGAAGAAAUUAAGAGACAUUUGGCAUAGACUGGAAAGCGAUCUAUACCCUCAGUGGUGUGAUGUGCGUUUUGUGAGUGAUUAUCGCGGAGGCUGUCGGUGUUUCUUUAAUACGAAAUCUCCACUCAUGGUAGUUAUGCUUUUUUAUACGGUUUAUUUUGGCUCUGGCUACGGCGUGAUUGCGAUGUGAUUGACGUUGAACAGGGGCUUAAUGUGCGCGUGUAGGUUCUCUAUGAGUAGAGAUACGAGCCCUUCAUUU
Messenger RNA from Trichoderma harzianum CBS 226.95, 803 nucleotides. RefSeq lists its product as hypothetical. Gene Ontology annotation, cellular component: mitochondrial matrix. The record is from RefSeq and is a predicted model, not a curated record. The coding region runs from base 1 to 339 and encodes 112 amino acids. Gene Ontology annotation, molecular function: protein-folding chaperone binding; protein folding chaperone; ATP binding. The transcript is spliced from 4 exons. Lineage: Eukaryota; Fungi; Ascomycota; Sordariomycetes; Hypocreales; Hypocreaceae.